CCGGCGAGCGCGGCGAUGGCGAUGAGCGAGCGCGAGCUAAAGUUCGUACAAAUCGGGCUCAGCGAGCAAAAGGCCAAGGAGACGGCGAAGAAUGCGACACUUUCGCAAGGCCUUUUCGACGCCAUCUUGGCGGCCGAGAAGACGACUAGUAAGCCGAUCACGAAGGCAAUGGGGAACCUGUUGUACCACGUCGUGACCAAAAUGAAGGGACAAAUAAAACAGUACGAGUCGCUCCUCAUCGAAUACGUCGCCAAGGGAAAGCUCGACUCCGAGGCCAAGCUGUCAGCUGCCAUGGACUACCUUCUCACGCACCCAGAACCGCCGCUAGACACAAAGGCGUUGGAGACGCACAGCGGCGUCGGCGUGGUCAUCUUGCCUGACCAGAUUGAGAAGGCCGUCGAGGACGUCAUCAACAAUCACCGGGAGAAGCUCGUGGAAGACCGGUACCAGUUCAAUGUCGGCAUUCUUCUAGCGGAGGCUCGUGCGAAGCUUCCCUUUGCAGAGGGCAAGUACAUCAAGAACGAGGUGGACUUGCAGGUGCUGCACCUGCUUGGCCCUAAGUCGGACGCCGACCUCCAGAAGGCGUCUCGUCCUAAGACCAAGGGAGGCAAGGAGCGCCCGAAAGCCUGCACUCCUCGGGAUACACAGUCGGUCGAGGUUCAGUUGAAUAGCGAUGGGAUGUCUGCUGACACCGGUGCCAAUACGAUGGAGGAACUCUUCCGGACCAAAGUGCACUUCCACAAACCUGGCGAGAAUCAGAAGACCGAGGGCUACGUCGUCACCCCGAACACCAUGGCGCAUCUCAAGCACCACCUCAAGGUGACCGGUGGCCAGGUUAGGACGCGGUUCCCUCCCGAGCCCAACGGAAUUCUGCACAUCGGGCACGCCAAGGCCAUCAAUGUGAACUUUGGUUACGCCAAGUCGCAGAGUGGCGUGUGCUUCUUGCGCUACGACGACACAAACCCCGAGAAGGAAGAGGAGCGUUUCUUUGUGGGCAUCCAGGAUAUGGUGCAGUGGCUAGGAUAUGAACCAUACAAGGUGACCCAUGCGUCCGACUACUUCGAUGACCUCUACGUUCUGGCUGUGCGAUUGAUAGAGCGCGGACUGGCCUACGUCUGUCACCAGACAGCGGAGGAGCUCAAGGGAUUCAACCCACCACCAUCGCCUUACCGGGAUCGCACCAUCGAACAGAAUCUCCGGUUGUUCGAGGACAUGCGCAAGGGCAAGUUCAAUGAGGGCGAGGCUACGCUGCGGAUGAAGGUGACCCUGGAGGAAGGCACAGACCCCGUGGCGUACCGGGUGCGCUUCGUGCCGCAUCCGCGCACGGGCGACAAGUGGUGCAUCUAUCCGACAUACGACUUCACCCACUGCCUGUGCGACUCGCUCGAGCACAUCACCCACUCGCUGUGCACCAAAGAGUUCCAGUCGCGCCGCUCCUCCUACUAUUGGCUCUGCAACGCCGUUGACGUCUACUGCCCCGUGCAGUGGGAGUAUGGACGGCUCAACCUCAACUACACCGUCGUCUCCAAGCGCAAGAUCGCCAAGCUCAUCGAGCAGGGCAUCGUCAGGGAUUGGGACGACCCUCGGCUGUAUACACUGACAGCACUAAGGAGGCGCGGGUUUCCCCCUGAUGCUAUCAAUAACUUCUGUGCAAAGCUCGGUUUGACAGGGUCCCUGUCGGCUGUGGAUCCUCAGCUGCUGGAGGCCUGCGUCAGGGAUUCUCUAAACCUUCCUGCACCUAGGGUAAUGUGCGUGGUGGAGCCAAUGAAGGUGACCAUCACGAAAUUUCCCACACGGUCAGAACGUGAAGUGCCGGUCACGGUGCCCGACUUCCCGGCCUCACCCGAGCGAGGUUCACACACUGUUACUUUAGCCAGUGUGGUCUACAUCGAGGUGUCUGACUUUCGGGAGACUGCCGACAAGUCGUUCCGCCGCCUCACGCUCAACCAGUCAGUCGGCCUUCGGCACACCGGGCUGGUCAUCUCAAUCAGCAAAGUCAUCAAGGAUGCUGCCGGUAACGUUAAGGAGUUGGAAGUUACGUGCCAAAAAUCUGAAGACAUCGAGAAGCCCCGUGCGUUCAUCCACUGGGUCUCGAAGCCCGUCAAAUGUGAAGUGCGGCUGUACGACCGGCUGUUCUUCCACAAGAACCCAGAAGACACAAGUGAAGCAGUCGGUGGCUUUCUCAACGACGUCAAUCGAGAUGCCAUGACAAUCUGCAGUGACUCGCUAAUCGACAAGUCACUGGCUAGUUGUUCUGUCUUGGACAAGUUCCAGUUUGAGCGCCUUGGAUACUUCUGUGUCGACCAGGACACUACACCAGAAAAGAUUGUGUUUAACAGGACGGUGACGCUAAAAGAGGACUCCGGGAAGAACUGACAACGUGGACUGUGGUCGUCCUUAGGUGCCUCCGUUUUUUAAAGUGUCUCUCAAAGAGCGCUCAAAAACGCACAAGAACUAUAUUUUUUCAAAUAGUUUUCAGACGCUCGACAGUCGCUCGAUAAUGCAUUGCUCCUUGGCCCUUGCAAGCUUGCCAAGGCCUCAUUCACUCUACAUGACGACUGGGGUGAUCGCCAAAAUGAACACAUCGCUGGUAACGUCUCCGCUCUAUGCACUGGGCUGUCGGCACUUCAAGUGUGUGCAUUUUCCACGUGUACACAGAAGGGCGAUUAUCAACGACUGCAGUGAUCCUGUGGCCCAAGAUCCUUGGCUCGCUAAGGGGUGCUCCUCUUUGUUCGCUCACUCUCUUAGUACUGUGAGAUGACAACUUCUCACGGAACUGACAUGCAACUCCGUGAAACUUACCUGUCCAUAAAUAAUUUAUUUUCUAGAAUAAAAACGGGAGGUGGUUCUUCCACAAUAUUGUAUAAUGACAUAGCUUCUACGUAAACUCUUUCUAUCCAAGACAUAUUGUCAUGGCAUGUCAAUAAUUAAUUUCAAAUGCGUUUGUGAAGGCUGUUUUUUUUUUCUCUGUGAAGUUUUGAUGAAGAAGCUUGUGCACAAAGACUGUUCACACGGACAUAUUGUGCUGGUUUUAUUUGUAUUUGAUACGUUGUGCAGAUGUGGUCAGAUUUGCGUUUAGUACAGGUUUCAGCUGAUUCAGAUGUGAUGGCAGUUGCUGACUAAGCUAGGACUGUGGGUAGAGUUGUGCUGAAACUGCAGGUACACGGCCCCUUUUGGACACAUACUAGUUCUGUUCUGACAUGUGGACCGCGCGAUGAGGGAAAUUGGCAAAACACACAAUACAAAGAGAUGGCUGGAAAUGUGUUGGGAAUCUGCCUAUAGAUUCUGGAAUAAGGUCACCUUAUUAAGAUUUUGAAAAUAAAGUGCUUGUGUUUUCUG
This is a messenger RNA of Rhipicephalus microplus (southern cattle tick), 3339 nucleotides long. It is a transcript of the gene GlnRS, whose product is annotated as Glutaminyl-tRNA synthetase. NCBI's taxonomy places the organism in Eukaryota, Metazoa, Arthropoda, Arachnida, Ixodida, Ixodidae. Gene Ontology annotation, biological process: translation; glutaminyl-tRNA aminoacylation. Gene Ontology annotation, cellular component: cytosol; aminoacyl-tRNA synthetase multienzyme complex; cytoplasm. Gene Ontology annotation, molecular function: ATP binding; glutamine-tRNA ligase activity. The record is from RefSeq and is a predicted model, not a curated record.